Sinocyclocheilus anshuiensis is the source of this 3934-nucleotide messenger RNA. RefSeq names its product myocyte-specific enhancer factor 2D homolog. Gene Ontology annotation, molecular function: protein dimerization activity; RNA polymerase II cis-regulatory region sequence-specific DNA binding; histone deacetylase binding. Gene Ontology annotation, biological process: positive regulation of transcription by RNA polymerase II; cell differentiation; heart development. NCBI's taxonomy places the organism in Eukaryota, Metazoa, Chordata, Actinopteri, Cypriniformes, Cyprinidae. The transcript has 14 exons. The record is from RefSeq and is a predicted model, not a curated record. Bases 600 to 2279 code for a protein of 559 amino acids.
CAGUCAUGGUAGAUAGGACACUUUGUACAUGGAGGUUUUUGACUGUACGGGCUAAAUAAUAACCCUGAACAGGAGUUAAGGAUUCCACAUAUUAUUAUUGACAUCUGCUCGGUGUUUUUUUAUAUCCUUGCCUGGUUUGAUCUAUAUUACACUUCUUUCACGUAUCGGGCCGUAAGAAACCUGGUGUUUAUCGCACAGAUGUGGAUCUUGUAGCUGCUCCGGAAUUCAUCUCAAGACCAUCUUCAUCUUCAUCACCAGAUUUUUCCAGGGGGGUUUGGAUAUCAGAAAAGACACCUGUCGGAUGACAUGCACCCUGAGCAGACAAUGAUCUGAAGGCCCUACCAGGAGGCCACAUACUUUCUUUCUUCCUUCCCUCCUUCCUUUUUUUUUAUCAGUGGAGGAAGACGGGUGAGCCCAGCUGCCUCAGACAGGUGGCAUACGGAGAGAGAGAGAGAGACUCUCUCACACACACACAUCUUCAUCCACAGAGGCGACUAGUCACUGUUUGUGCUCCUGUAACUGCCUCGAGAAAAUUUUACCUCUGACCUCACCACACCCCCAACCUUGCCCCUACCCCUGCUCGGCCAAUCACAGCAGCCAUGGGGAGGAAAAAGAUCCAGAUUCAGCGAAUCACAGACGAGCGUAACAGACAGGUGACCUUCACCAAACGGAAGUUUGGUCUGAUGAAGAAAGCUUAUGAGCUCAGUGUGUUGUGUGACUGCGAGAUUGCCCUCAUUAUUUUCAAUCACUCAAACAAGCUCUUCCAGUAUGCCAGCACUGACAUGGACAAAGUGCUCCUCAAAUACACAGAGUACAAUGAGCCGCACGAAAGCAGGACCAACGCAGACAUCAUCGAGACAUUGAGAAAGAAAGGCUUUAAUGGUUGCAACAGUCCAGAGCCAGACGGGGACGAUUCGAUCGACCAAAGUCCCUUACAGGAGGACAAAUACCGCAAGAGCGAGGAGCUGGACAUCCUCUUCAAACGCUACGGACAAUCCACAGUGCCACUGCCCACUUUCUCCAUGCCAGUCACAGUGCCGGUGUCCAGUCAGAGCCCUCUGCCAUUCAGCAAUCCCAGCAGCCUCGUCACCACUUCCUUCGUCACCUCCACUCUCACAGACCCGCGCCUGCUGUCACCACAGCAACCGCAGCUGCAGAGGAACACGGUGUCUCCAGGCCUGCCACAGAGACCUGCCAGCGCAGGUGCUCUUUUGGGAGGUGACCUCAACAAUUCAAACGGAGCGUGCCCAAGCCCUGUGGCCAAUGGUUACGUCAGUGCCAGGGCCUCCCCAGGACUCCUCUCAGUCUCCAACGGCAACAGCAUGGGGAAAGUAGUGCCGGCUAAAUCUCCCCCACCACCCAGCACUCAGAUGGUGAACAGUCGCAAACCGGACCUUCGGGUCAUCACCUCCCAGAGCAACAAGGGUCUCAUGCAGCUGACAGAUGAAGAGCUGGAGUUGGUGAGUGAGAACGCUCAGCGGUUAGGCGCCUCUCAAGUGACCCAGCCUCUUACCACACCAGUGGUUUCCGUGGCAACGCCGAGCCUCCUGAAUCCAUUCUCCAUGCCAACCGCCUACAACACAGAGUACCAGCUAACAAGUGCAGAUCUCACAGCCCUCCAGGCCUUCACGCCGUCGGGUGCACUGUUGCCAAGCAACAUGACCACUUGGCAACAGCAGCAGCAGCCAUCUGUAUCCCAACUACCACAGCAGCAGCAACAACAGCAGCAGCAACAACCACAGCAGCUAACUCUGGCCUCCCUCAGUAAUCUUGUCAUGUGGGGCUCAGACAAACAGAACGGAGAGAUGGCUCACUGCAUCUCUGGUCUGGCUGCUAAUCUCAGUGUGACCUCUCAAGGCAGCUUACUCUUGGGCAGGGAGGAAGGGAUCAGCUGGCCCGUGGGAACGCUCCCUCAUGGAGCUACUCUGACGGUUAACACUAACCCCAAUAUCAGCAUCAAAUCCGAGCCAGUGUCUCCUAACCGGGAUCGCAGCACCCCUAGUUCCACCACCGGGGCAGCGGGUGGCAUAUCAGGCCUAACUGUGUAUCCAGCGACGCUGCGUUUGGAGCCCACCGGCCGCUCUCCAGUCGACAGCAUCAGCAGUAACGGCAGCUCUUACGAAGGAAGCGACCGAGAUGACGGAGGGCAGCUGCGCCCUCCCGAUUUCAACUCUGCCAGCCUGGGUCUCCUCCGAGCUUCUGGAGAGCAGCCGGCCCAAGCAGAGCAGCAGGAGUCAGCCAACGUGAAACGCAUGAGACUGGACACCUGGGUCACAUAAACGCUGAAGGAGAGAGCUGCUCUCUCACCCACACAUACACACACACUGACACAAACACACCCUUAGUGGCACCUGCUUUCAGCAGCCAGUCUCAGUCCGCACUUAGACACAUGCAUGCGCCUGUCUCUCUGUCUCUCUUUCACUCUUGUCUCACUCUCAGACACACUCAUAUUUACUGGUGUGUGUGUGUGUGUAUAUAUUUAUAUAAAAUAUGCAUAUAUGAUCACACACGCAGUCACGCACUAGAUCCUCACACACACAGUUGCCAAUCCAGGUGUAAACGUGUUCACGUAUACGAGACUGAAGAGAUGUUCCGGGCUUUUACAGGCCUUACCAUCGACCCGAUCAGAGUUCAGCGGCACUGCUCUGUCCAAACAACUUAUGUUGCAUAGACAAAGCCUGUCAAUCUUCUUUUUUUGUAUUGAUUUCUCUUUUUUGUUUUGUUUUUUGUAUGAAUGGUUGCAUUUGCCAUUUAUCUUCUCGAUUGACUCUUUCUCUCUUGCUUUUCCUCUUUGUUUUUAUGUAUUUUUUUCUAUCUGCUUGAGCAGCUGCCUUUAGGAUCGCCCCCGUUCCUUUAAAGUAGGAUCUCUAUCUUUGUUUUUCUAACUGUGCAGAAACUGCGCAUAGUGUGCGUGCGUGUGUGUGUCAGCUGUGAGACGGAGGUGCUCAUUCAUUCGAUCGCUAAACACAAUUCAGCCAAAAAACUCCACUCUCUCGUGUUCGUUUUCCAUCUUUCGUGGUAUCAUAAUCUCGCACCAGUCCCCUCGCUUGCACACUCGUAUGUGUCUAUCGGCGGAGCUCUAAGCACAAACGUCCUGGAUUUUCUGCGUACGCGUGGACCGUAAAUGUGGUGUCGUUGAUGGAAAUGUAGAUCUAUCUAUCUGUACUAAUGAGAUCCAGGUGUGCAGGAAACGUGCGUGUGACUGUGAGCAGCGGUCUGCCACAUUAUGCUCUAUUUAUUGUUUUCGUCUGGCUGUGUAAUUCAGAAAUUAAUUAGUUAACUUUAUGGGACGAGUAUGCUUAAUUAUUGUUUGUAAGAUUCCAGGAAUAAGUAAAAAUCUGAGUUGUUGUUUAACUCAGGAUGGCGAGUUUUUCAUGUAUAUACAAAAUUUCUCAGUGUUUCAGAACAGGUGUAUAGAGAAAGAGUUGGUGGCAAACACACAUCUCAGCUAUAGCUCAUUUUAGCUAAGAAAGAUGGAGGUCGUGUAGCGCUGUGUGUGUGUGUGAGAAGCGUUGAGAUUGUACAUAGCGAUGUAUGUUCACAUAUAUUCUGCUGGGUCUUUCUGAAACAGCGCUGUAAUCUCAGUGGAACCGUCUCUGUCAACCUCUGCCUGUAAAUAAACUGUACCGUGUUGUAAGUUAGCAAGUUGGAGAGGCAGAUGAAGGAGGAUUUGACUGUUUUUAAGCGUGACUCUUUUCUGUCGUUUUUAUCCUGAUGACGCGCACUUUAAAAUCUUUCCCCCUCGUCCGCUCGCACACCUUCAGACACACACGUGAGGAAUUGAUGCUUCCUCGCAUUAUCAUUUACAUGAUCAGUCCACUUUGAUUAUCCGUCUUUUUACACCCCAACAGGAACAGCGAUUUCCCCGACAGCUUCGAAGGGAAUACAGCCUCCUUUCACCUAUAAGACAUUUAAAGCAUUCAGGGAAGGGUGU